This is a messenger RNA of Dendroctonus ponderosae (mountain pine beetle), 1995 nucleotides long. It is a transcript of the gene Tmx3, whose product is annotated as protein disulfide-isomerase TMX3. Gene Ontology annotation, cellular component: endoplasmic reticulum. Gene Ontology annotation, biological process: peptidyl-cysteine oxidation. The transcript is spliced from 6 exons. Bases 532 to 1929 code for a protein of 465 amino acids. The record is from RefSeq and is a predicted model, not a curated record. Gene Ontology annotation, molecular function: protein disulfide isomerase activity. NCBI's taxonomy places the organism in Eukaryota, Metazoa, Arthropoda, Insecta, Coleoptera, Curculionidae.
UUGGGGCUUGAAGAAGGGCAUGCCAACGUCAAUUUCACGUGAUUGGCAGUGGCAUUUGCAUCAACUGGUGCAGCGAUUAAUUAAUUAAUUGAGUUUAAGCUGAAGCCGCGCCUGCGGCGCCAGCAGUGGGCCGUGUGGGGGCAACGUACGCACGUAGUGCGAUCUUUGUCUGGUGCAUUGCUGGCAGGAGGGACGCGGGUCGCAGCUGCGCUCACACAGUGCUGAGUCGAUGCGUAAAGCGCACAGGUCCGGACUGGAUUUGAAUUCUGCUACAGUUUUUGAUAGUAUCAGCACUAUUACCGUUGUAGCAGGUUUAGUACUAAAGACAAUUGAUUGCUGAUGGCUGUCACUUUUUUCCUGAGAAAUCAGUAAAACCGAGGGGUUUUUUAGAGCAUUUGGUAGGGGUCUGCUCAUAGAGGAAUAUACAGCAAAAGCAAAAUAUGAAUGGAAAACAAUUAUUGGAAACACUUUUUUAGACGCCCAAUUUAACUGCCAAUAAAAGAUUAAAAAACAGAAGACUUGUACAAUUCGAUGCGUUUAAAUUGUACUCUAGUACAAGUCCCACUCUCGCCCUGGCUGUGCCAGUUUUGGAUCAAUAUCCGGAUUCCGUUGCGGAAGCCUCACAGUAAAAUGAACGUGUUGUGGCUCACCCCCCUAAUAGUUCUCUUAGGCAGCUUUCGGCCGUCGAACUCCUCCCGGGUGCUGGAACUGAGCAAUGGGUUCCAGAAGGUGCGCAAAUCGGGCGGCAGGUGGCUGGUCAAGUUCUACGCGCCCUGGUGCGGCCACUGCAAGCGUCUCGAACCCAUCUGGAUCAAGGUGGCGCAAGCGCUGAGCAGCACCAAUGUGCGAGUGGGCCGGGUGGACGUCACCUCGUACCCCUCCGUGGGCACCGAGUUCAACGCCUUCGCCACGCCCACCAUUAAAUUCAUCACUCCCGAUUCGGAGCACACCUACACUGGGGACCGCACUUUGGAGGCCUUGGUCAACUAUGGAAAGAGGAUGGCUGCGCCUCCCGUCCAGGAAGUGAGGAAGGUCGACAGCGUGGCCGCCCUCAAGAAAGCCAAUCAGCUGUUCUUCAUGUACGUGGGUGAACGGGAAGGGCCCUUAUGGGACACGUUCUACGCCAUCGCCUGCCACCUGCAGCCUCACGCCUUCUUCUACUCCACCAGCUAUGAGCUGGGAAGGGAGGCUUUGGCCAAUGGGUCGCGGCCCUUCGUGCUGGUGCACAAAGACCAGGAGUUGGCCUUCUUCCCGAACUCAACCCAGCACGAGGCGGAACCCUCCCUUGAGCGGUUGAACGCCUCUCUGGCCCAAUGGGUGAACCGCGAGCGCUUCGGAACGUUCCCCAAGCUCACCAGUGACGCGGUGAAAGAGGUGAUGCAGACUGGUAAGUUCCUGGUUUUGGCCAUUGUGGAGGAAUUCAGACAGGGCCCGCAUAUAUCAGAGCCGAUGCUCGAAUUUCGCCACCGGGUGGAGUCAGUCAUUCGGAGGAAACGCAGUCUUUACCACGAGCACUUCCAGUUUGGGUGGAUGGGCAGUCCGGAUCUGGCCAACAGCCUGCUGAUGACGCGCGUCCCCCUCCCCUUCCUAUUGGUGCUCAACUCCAGCACCCUCCACCACCAUCAGCCCGAUGAAGAGCCCGCGCGGAUGAGUGCGGAGCAGAUCGAAGCCUUCCUCGAUCGGGUGCUGAACGAAACCUCCCCGAGACUAGGGGGCAAUGGACUUUACCUGCACAUGGCCAGGAAGGUCUUCGAUGUGAAGCGGCACCUCGAGGACAUGUGGCUCGGUAACCGCUUCCUGAUUAUGCUGCUGUUUGGGCUCCCCGGCCUCUUUCUGAUGCUCAUCUUAUGGGCCAGCUGCUGCACUGACAUGCUGGAUGCGGCCGAGGACGACGAGGACGAAAACGGCCUCCACGAAAAGAAGGAAUAGACACAGGGAGGAUUCACGUGUUUAUUGUUGCUAAAGGUUCUAUAAGUAAACGAAUUCGUAAUGAAA